Limulus polyphemus (Atlantic horseshoe crab) is the source of this 1252-nucleotide messenger RNA. Its product is annotated as 26S proteasome non-ATPase regulatory subunit 9-like. The transcript is spliced from 6 exons. The record is from RefSeq and is a predicted model, not a curated record. Bases 193 to 690 code for a protein of 165 amino acids. Gene Ontology annotation, cellular component: nucleus; cytoplasm. Lineage: Eukaryota; Metazoa; Arthropoda; Merostomata; Xiphosura; Limulidae. Gene Ontology annotation, biological process: proteasome regulatory particle assembly. Gene Ontology annotation, molecular function: protein binding.
UUGAUUGCACGAUUGGAAACAGGGUAGCAAGAGUUCAAGUUCGAUCUACUAAGUAAGGUUUAAACCGAUGAAAAUGACGUUAUCAACUGAGGCGAUGCGAGAGAAUCUUCUGAAGUUAAUGAGAAAAAAGAGGACAUUGAAAACGAAAUUUCUUUGUUAAAUGAAAUUCUGAAAUCUCAAAAUAAUGUUGGAAUGGAAGAAUCUUUAAUAGACAAAGAUGACUACCCACGAGGAGACAUUGAUGUUUACAAAGUCCGAAGUGCCAGACAACAAAUAAUUUGCUUACAGAAUGACCACAAAACUUUAAUGAAGGAAAUAGAAGAAGGAUUAUUUUCACUUCAUGCCAAAGAAAAAGUUGGGCAAAAGACUACAGAAAAAGCAGAAGAUUUAGAUAAUUUUCAGGAUAUGAGCCAGUUGAAGCCCUUUGUGAAAAUUGACAGAGUUGAUACAGGAUCUCCUUCUCAUACUGCAGAGCUACAAGUUGGAGAUUUAGUAAUCAGAUUUGGGACUAUUACAAAAUCCAAUUUCAGGAAUAUUAAAGACAUUAGUGAACUUGUACAGAAUAGCAUUGGGAAACCAAUUGUGGUAGAAGUAAUUAGAGAUUCCAAAUUGCUGUCAUUGUCAUUAAAACCUCAAUCAUGGAGUGGAAGAGGAUUUUUAGGAUGUAACAUUGUUCCUGUCAUCCAAUAACAUCAACCAAGCUGUAUUAUUGAUCAGAAUACUUAUAGAGAACAAAGAAAAACUAUUGUAUGCUUUGUUUUUUUAGUGUAUAGCCUUCAAAUAUGCACACAAAUAAUUGUGAAAGUAAUCAUAUCUAAUGAAAUUUGCUGCUUCUGAUAUUUUCAUGUACUUGUGUAAACAAAACGAAGCCAGGAUCUACACGGACAUCCUGUAACUUACAUUGAUUUUUGUAAAUGAGAUAAUUAGUGUAAAUUAAAGAUGAGUUUUGUAUUUAACCUUAAAUAUGUUUUAAUUUAUUUUUUUAUGCAAUUGCACUUAUAUUUAACUUUAAAAUUUUUUUAGUAUGUGGUGCAUCAUUUAAAUAAUAAAUCAUGGAUAACCUCAUUCAACAGCACUUUAAGGUAAAUAACUUCAUUAAUUUUAAAUAUGUUUUAAUUCAAUGAUAAUAUUAACACAGCAGGCCACAUACUUGUAAGUAUAGAUGUUUUACAAUUAACAUGUUUAAAAUGUCAAUUUUUUUUGCAACUUGUAAUGCAAUAGUGAAUUUCCUGAGAUUACAAAGUUGGUUCAA